GGGCGAAGCGCAAUCGUCCACAAGAAUUGCGACACCUAAAGUCAGCGCCCGGCCUGAUUCCAUGAAUGACACCACGAUAGCAGAACAAUCAAAAGUUGACCAGGUCAACACCAAAAAGGCUCAGGCUAGUGCAGAGGUACCGCGCACAUCCUCAGUCCUUCGAUCAUCGCUGCAUUUGCCACCAACACAGCUACCAAGCACUCUAAGCAGUGAUGCGCAGAUCAAACUUCACUCAAAACUUCCUGCAGCCAAUCUUUCGAAACAGUCUCUAGCUGCUUCUUCUGCGAGGAGCUCAAGUCCUACAAUAGCGCGUACUGACGUUUCUCCGAGGACAUCGAUUACGCCUCCCGCAGAGACGCCAACAGUGAUUGCUGCGGCGGAACGAACAGACAUCCCUAUCUCGAAGACGCCUACAGCUAUUGUCGCGAAGCCGGCCAUAGAGCGGAAUCCGACGACUUCAAAGCUAACACCUACCCGUGUUUGGUCAGAGCAACAGAACGCUAUUUCGGAACAGACACGCGCGACCGCUCGAUCCCAUUUUGAUGCGUUAAUUGCGUCAUAUUUCCCUGAGGGCGCUGGUGCCAGAUAUUCCCAGCCCGUGGCCGCGAAGGUAGCUGAGGCACCACAAUCACUGCCAUCUGCUACCGAUCAGUCCUACAUACCCAGAGUCACUCCAUCCGACUCACUUGAGAUCAAAAGCCCAAGUCCACUGGCAGUUCUACCCCCCAAGACAGCUCAGGCGCUUCCUACAAACGAUCGAGCCCAGGAGAUCGGAGCUACCAGUGGUGACCUCCAAAAUCACGAAUACGAAUGGAAAAGCCGUCGGAAAGUAACUUCAAGCGAGCUCGAAAACAAUCUCGCAACCGCAAAAGAACCAAGAAGCCUGAAGUCGCCAGCCAAACGGCCCAGAGAAGAAGAGGAGGGUGAUUUACGCUUUGUGCGAUAUACAAACGAAUAUGACGACACUAGCCCAGCCCGUACGAAUCUAUACCUAGAGUCACCGUUAAAAAACACAAGCUUGAAAUUUCUGAGGGAAUCGAGCAACAGACGACGAGAGGUACUCCCAUGGACACUCCCGAAUUGGACUGUCUCAUCCGAGCAUUAUCUACAACAGGUCAAUUGCAGCCAGAUCACGACGUAAUUAUCUCGAUUACGGGCGCACCUACUCGUGAGAGCAUCGUCUCGAAAAUUGCAGAGACUUUCGAAUUCAACCGUUUGGCACCAACCGCUCUUCUUUUCGGAUUUGUACCAGAAACGAAUGUUAUUCUUGCGCUGACAUCAU
Messenger RNA from Dissoconium aciculare CBS 342.82, 1282 nucleotides. RefSeq lists its product as uncharacterized. Bases 62 to 1141 code for a protein of 359 amino acids. NCBI's taxonomy places the organism in Eukaryota, Fungi, Ascomycota, Dothideomycetes, Mycosphaerellales, Dissoconiaceae. The record is from RefSeq and is a predicted model, not a curated record. The transcript has a single exon.